CUCCUCUGUGCCUAAAGACCGGAUUAAACACCUGGACGCGGACGCACCUGGACAGGAUCAGCACCGAGCCGCGUGUUCUGGACCGGGUCACGAACUGGUUCUGUCAUGAGUCGAGUUAAAGCGGGGAAUUCAACCAAUGUAUUAAAGAGCAGAUAGAGGAAACAGUAACAGUCAUACUUUUGGCUGAGAAAAGAAAAAACAACAGUGAAGCAGUAAAAGUGAAGAAGAAUGUCUGAACCAAGUGAAUUAAAGUCAGAGUUAAAUGAAGAUGCAGCUGAACGUCAGACUGUGAAGAAAGACCUUCAGGACCAGGACAUGAUACAUGAGGAAGAGGAGGAAGAAGAGGAAGAGGAGGAGGAGAUGUCCAGGUCUGCUCAUCUGGAACCCUCUACUCUGCCCUGGCCCGGAGACAAAGACAAGAAGCCUCAGACGGACGACGAUGACGGGACGUGGUCUGAAAAAAGCGUGUCUGAGGCGGAGGAACGGGACACGGGGGUCAGCGGAGGAAGUCAGGACCUGUCGGAGGAACACAGUCACACAGAGAGCCAGGGACAAAAGGCCAACAAGUGGAGAGAGAGCAUGCCCGAAGGAGAGAGGUGGAGGGACGACGACACCCACAUACAGCCCCACCACAAGGGCAGCGGCUCCAUGGCUGACGACGAGGCCGAGGAGGAGGAGGAGGAGGAGGAGGAUGAAGAGGAUGGAGGGAUGAAGUGGAUGGACGAGAAACCAGCUCCAGUCUUCAGUCCACGGGUGACCAUCGUACGGCCGUCCAGUAAAGAGCUGCACGAGGAGAGGCAGCACUUCAUCGACAGAGACGCCAAGAAGGAGGCGGAGCCAGAGUCCACCCUCCAGUUUUAUGACGAGUAUCCAGAACCAGACGACAAGUACUAUCUGUGUGAGGACAGCUGUGGUGAGAAGCUGAAGGUGGUUCUUGGGACGGUGGCCGGUGCGAUCCUCUUCCCGUUCCUGGUUUGGGCGGGUUACGCCUUCCUCCCCUUUGACUCUCCGCUCCUGGACAGCGCCCCCCUCAGGGUGGUGUACACACUACGCUGCUCCUUGUUUGCCAUGGUCCCCAUCCUGCUCGGUGUGCUGGUGCAGGGCGUGGCCCGGCUGCGCCACAGUUCGCUAAAGCCUCUGUAUCAGGGUCAGCAGGUCCACAGAGAGGUGGCCGUGCACUGGCACUUUGUCAAUGAAUCGCUGGCCCUUUUCCUCUUCUACUUCCUCCAGCUCGCUGUCAUGGCAACCUACGUCACCCAGGACCUGAUUAAGAUGGUUCCGCUGCUCACCAUCAUCUUCGCUUUUGGCAGACUCAUCUACUGGCUCUGCCUCUCGCUGUGCAGCAGCUUCAGGGGCUUCGGCUUCAGCUUCUCCUUCUUCCCCAUGCUGGUGAUGCUGGGGGUGAACCUCUACUAUGUCUGCACAUCCACGGGACAAGCGGCGGUCUUCGACGUUGAGCCGCCUACGACCGCCCCCCCGCCCCGGAUGAGGUGGUUCGGGUAAAACGUGACGUUCCAAAGAAUGCGGUGAGGAAAAAAAAAAACUGUCAACUUAAACAAGACAAGAACAUGCACUACUCAGCUUUGUGUCAUUUGAGACGUUUAACAUUCAUUUCUUUGGGUGUAUUUGGGGAUGGAAGUCCUUCGUUUUCA
This is a messenger RNA of Sphaeramia orbicularis (orbiculate cardinalfish), 1652 nucleotides long. Its product is annotated as transmembrane protein 79-like. Gene Ontology annotation, biological process: regulated exocytosis. Lineage: Eukaryota; Metazoa; Chordata; Actinopteri; Kurtiformes; Apogonidae. Gene Ontology annotation, cellular component: lysosomal membrane; trans-Golgi network membrane. The transcript has 5 exons. Bases 229 to 1503 code for a protein of 424 amino acids. The record is from RefSeq and is a predicted model, not a curated record.